Orcinus orca (killer whale) is the source of this 639-nucleotide messenger RNA. RefSeq names its product glycine cleavage system H protein, mitochondrial. NCBI's taxonomy places the organism in Eukaryota, Metazoa, Chordata, Mammalia, Artiodactyla, Delphinidae. The record is from RefSeq and is a predicted model, not a curated record. The transcript has a single exon. Bases 67 to 588 code for a protein of 173 amino acids. Gene Ontology annotation, biological process: glycine decarboxylation via glycine cleavage system; protein lipoylation. Gene Ontology annotation, cellular component: mitochondrion; cytoplasm; glycine cleavage complex.
CGCCCCGCCCCCUCCAGCCGGGGGUGCUCUAGAUGCUGCGCGGAGACCCUCUGCACCCCUGCGAACAUGGCGCUGCGAGUGGCGCGGAGCGUGCGGGCCGCGGUCUGCAGCCUGCGCGCCAUCUCUGCGCCCAACGCGCCCUGCCCGCCGCGGCCCUGGGGACUGCGGGCGGGCGCCGUCCGGGCGCUGCGCACCGGUCCCGUUCUGCUGUCGGGUCGUAAAUUCACAGACAAACAUGAAUGGGUAACAACAGAAAACGGUGUUGGAACAGUGGGAAUCAGCAAUUUUGCACAGGAAGCUUUGGGAGAUGUUGUUUACUGUAGUCUGCCUGAAGUUGGGACAAAAUUGAACAAACAAGAGGAAUUUGGUGCUUUGGAAAGUGUGAAAGCUGCUAGUGAACUCUAUUCUCCUCUAUCAGGAGAAGUAACUGAAAUUAAUGAAGCUCUGGCAGAAAAUCCAGGACUUGUCAACAAAUCUUGUUAUGAAGAUGGUUGGCUGAUCAAGAUGACACUCAGUAACCCUUCAGAACUAGAUGAACUAAUGAGUGAAGAAGCAUAUGAGAAAUACAUAAAAUCUAUUGAGGAGUGAAAAUGGAACCCCUAAAUAAACUAGUUUGAAACAACUUAAAAAAAAAAAAAA